Molecule: messenger RNA, 991 nt
Organism: Juglans microcarpa x Juglans regia
Lineage: Eukaryota; Viridiplantae; Streptophyta; Magnoliopsida; Fagales; Juglandaceae
Exons: 1
Coding region: 167-844 (225 amino acids)
Source: RefSeq, a predicted model, not a curated record
AUAUAUAUAUAUAUAUAACACAUCACUCCCACCACUCUGCCACAAACAAUUCACACUAUUUCGAGCACUCAUAUUCGUAUAUAGAUCGAAGGAAAUAGAAAAGAAAAAGAGAAAAUUAAAUCGGGAGUUUUCUUAUAACUUUCUCGUUUGUAAGAAAAAGCAGAAAAUGGCUGAUCAUAGGAAAAUGGGCCAGCAUCCCAUAGCACCAGCAAACACGUACCCCAGAAGCGAUGAAGAAUCGAACACUGCGCAAUCAGACGAACAGCUCAAGAGAAAGAAAAGAAUCAGGUUGGCCAUGUAUAUUGCUGCUUUUGCUGUGUUUCAGACCAUAGUCAUCGUGAUCUUUUCUCUCACUGUUAUGAAAGUGAAGACCCCUAAGCUCAGGUUGAGCAGCACAGCCGAGUUCCUGAAAUUGAAUACGAGCAGUACUAGUACUGGGGGCGGCACUCAAGCAUCACCACCUUCCUUUGACAUAAGCUUCGUAACACAAGUUAGGGUAAAGAACACAAACUUCGGUCCCUACAAAUAUGACAGCACCAAUGCCACGUUCCUGUACCAGGGCGUGACUGUGGGGGAAUUCAUUAUUCCCAAGGGUAAGGCUGGGAUGCUUUCCACCAAAAAAGUUGAAGUUACCGUUAAUCUGAAUUCAAAGGCCAUAACAAGCACUACGAGUGCUCUUGGAAGUGAAUUGGAAGCAGGUGUGUUGAAGCUGGACAGCCAAGCCAAACUAAGUGGGAAAGUGGAGUUGAUGUUUGUGAUGAAGAAGAAGAAGUCCGCCCAAAUGAACUGCACAGUCAGUAUCCAUUUGUUAAAUAGGGCAUUCCAAGAUUUGAGUUGCAAGUGAGAAAUUUAAUUCUGCCUCCGUUUAUUUCUUUUAUUCCAUCCCGUCUUGUUGAGAUCAUUUAUAAUAUCUGAAAUGAAUUUGCUGCUUAAUUUUAUUUAAUUUGUAUUGUGGUCAAGAUGUAUAUAAAAUUAUAAAUAACUGGUCACA